AACGAGAACAGUCGUGUUUGGUACAGCAAAAAGGAAAGUUCGCAAACAAAAUUGAGCUCACAGCAUUCAACCUAUUUUUUUUAUUGGUUAGUGAAAUACAAUAGUGACUCAUUGUCUAGACGAGCAGAGCAAAUCUGAGUUAUCUGGAUUGUCUGAGAUAAAUAAAAACCGUAACGAAACCACAAAAAGGAACAAAUUCGCAAUAAAUUAGUCACCGAUAAAACUCUUCGAAAAAUGUCGUGGUACUACACACCCAAGCCAACGGUGCUCCCGGCGGAAACCUUCAACCCGUCGGCGGACGCGGCCGCCCUGCGCAAAGCCAUGAAGGGCUUCGGCACGGACGAACAAGCCAUCAUCGACAUCCUGUGCGCGCGGUCCAACUGGCAGCGGCAGGUCAUCUCGGAGACGUUCACCCGCGAACUGGGCCGCGACCUGCUCAAGGAUCUCAAGUCGGAGUUGGGCGGAAAGUUUGAGGACGUGAUUUUGGGGCUGAUGCUGCCACCGGUCAACUAUUUGUGCAAACAGCUGCACAAGGCCAUGGACGGAAUCGGUACGAACGAGCGGGCCCUGAUUGAGAUACUGUGCUCGCAGAAUAACGAGCAGAUGCACCACAUUUCGCGGGUUUACGAAGAGAUGUACAACCGACCGUUGGCGGAGCACGUGUGCACCGAAACGUCCGGCGACUUCCGUCGGUUGCUCACGCUAAUCAUCACGGGGACACGCGAAGCACCCGGUACGCUGAACCCGGACCUGGCCAUCACUCAGGCCAAACAGUUGUACGACGCCGGCGAAGGCAAGUGGGGCACGGACGAGGCCGUGUUCAACAAGAUCCUGGCCCACUGCAGCUUCGACCAGCUGGAGUACGUGUUCGAGGAGUACAAGAAGCUCACGGGACGCACCAUCGAGCAGGCACUGAAGGCCGAGAUCAGCGGAGAUCUGUACGAGGCGUACAGUGCGAUCGUCGAGUGCGUCCAGAUGGCACCGCACUUUUUCGCCAAACGGCUGUUCGAAGCGAUGGACGGUCUGGGGACGGACGACACCACCCUGAUUCGGAUCAUCGUGUCACGCUCGGAGAUUGACCUGCAGAACAUCAAGGACGAGUACGAGCAGAUGUACAACAAGACGCUGACGAGCGCCGUAAAGAGCGAAACUUCGGGCGACUACAAGAAGGCACUUUGUGCGUUGAUUGGCGCUGCCUGAGUUACACACUCCUCCGGCGACGAUGGAAUCUCUACAACCUCAGAAACCACUUACAAAGAUGAACGCACAUCUUUUAUAAAUGCUACAUGUUUUACAAACGUAAGGAAGUAUUGUUAAUGUUAUGACCGUAAGCAGCAGGAAUAAGUGCCAAGGACAAGCAAAGUUCUUUUUUUUUAAUGUUUAGCGAGCACUGUGAACUUUUAAAUCGUUACCAAAUUUCUAGUGUUUUUGAUAAUAGGCAAUUUAAAGCACUUACAAAUGCUUAAACGAAAUAGUUAUGUUCAACUCCAACGAACGCUUUGAAUGAAACUUUUAUGUACUGAGCAAAUUUCCACUAAAUAUAAUUAUCGUUGUAAUGUCGUAA
Molecule: messenger RNA, 1564 nt
Organism: Culex quinquefasciatus (southern house mosquito)
Lineage: Eukaryota; Metazoa; Arthropoda; Insecta; Diptera; Culicidae
Product: annexin B10
Exons: 3
Coding region: 235-1200 (321 amino acids)
Cellular component (GO): cytoplasm
Molecular function (GO): calcium-dependent phospholipid binding; calcium ion binding
Source: RefSeq, a predicted model, not a curated record